AAAGCGCCCCACUAAAAGAAAACCAGGGGGUUCAAAUCAGUAGACCCCGCAGGCCAAUGUACGCGUCCGUUUCUGCCAAUCCAUCGUGGUUUAAAAUGAUUUAACCAUGCGGUUAUGUCACGACGAACAUGCGGUGGGUCACCGUCGUGCUGAUAUCACAUUCGUACUGUCGUUGUGUCGUUGCUAACGGAACAUCAUUUAACCACAGCCUCCUUCACUGAAAGCCAUGAAGCAUACAUCUGGCAACGCCGCGUGUGGGUCUAUCCUCUAUCGCCAAUCUCGUCCAUUUUGCUCGUGUUUGUGUUUUGCUGUGGUUUUGCUCCAUUUGUGAUUUUGAUUUGGACCGCACGUGAAUUGAUUUUUGCCUAGGUUAUGUUGCAUGCCAGGCUGCAAAUCUAAUUAUAAAAGUACCCUGAAAAAUGAAGAAUUACGAACAACUUUUUGUUUUCCAAAUGAAGAAUCCCUUCAAAAGUUAUGGCUGAAGGCUGAAGGCCAUUCACCGUGACAACUAUUCCAUAACAAAACAUUCAGUGGUAUGCUGCAAGCAUUUUACAGAAGGUGAAAUAAGGGGCUUUGAGGUUUUUAAGGACAAGGAUAGUGUUUUUCAAGAACGCCCUCUAGCACGGCCAACAUUGAAAAGAGGAGCUGUACCCCAUAUAUUUGCAAAUUUACCAAAAUAUAUGAGUACUCCAGAGCCGAAAGCACGUCGAGAUCUAGAGGAACGACAAAAAGAAUGCAUCCAAAGAGAAACUGAUCAAAUUGAGGCAUUUUUAAAUGAUGACUUGAUUGUAGACUUUGAUGAAUUCAAAUUACUUGUGCAGACAAAAACAGUGUUGAAAAACUGGUGCUUGAAAAAUUGUGGUGAAGUGUUUUAUUUUUAUUUCUUAAAUGCUGACUGUGAUGUGUUAGAGGAAGGCGUUAAGGUUAUCAAUAGUAUAGUCAUUCAUUCUGACAUGACUGUGCAAGUAUUCCUCCAUAACACGGACUUAUCUCCUAAUGACUUAAGGUGGACUUUACCAGAGCGGAAGCUUCAAAAAUGGUGUCAGAUUGAAAAUUUAUUGACAAGGUAUAGUUUUGCUCAGCAUACUGACUUGGAUGGUACUUUUCAUUUGAAAAAGGCACAUGAACAUCUGAUAUCAGCAAUUUCAAUCUUAAAUCAACAAAACAGUAAACAUCUCACAACUUUUGAACUUUUAAGGGACCAGCUUUCCCUCAUUACAUCGAAAAAGGUAUAUAAUAUGCCGACUUUAAUUUUUUCAUAGAUUAUUUUCAAUCAGUCAUCUUCAACAUAUGAACAUAUUAGAGAUUAUUUAAUUCUCCCUACUAGUAGACGUUUAAAGCAAAUUUCUUCAGAGUUUAAUGUUUCACAAAUUUUAGACAAAGAGAGAAAAAAUAGUUACCUUCAACAUGCAGCUUCAAAUCUCUCUGAUAGAGAGAAAAUUGUAUGACUUUUAAUUGAUGAAAUUUAUGUAAAAACUGGUUUACAGUAUAAAGCAAAGAAUGUGACUGGGUUUGCUGAAAAUGAUCCAACUAAGCUAGCCAAAACAGUUCAGACAUUCAUGAUAUCGUCUGCAUUUGCCAAUUUUAAAGAAGUUGUACGUCUUGUACCAGUGAAUAAUAUGCCAGCUGAUGAACUGUCCCAAAUAGUGUUAGUUGUAAUCAGAUUCAUACAAAUGGAGGGGUUUAAAGUGUUGUGUGUAAUCACUGAUAACAAUAGAGUAAAUCAAAAAGUUUUUAGGUGUCUCUGUAAUGUUGAUGUAUAUUUUUCAAAUCCAUCAGAUCCUGCAGAAAAAAUUUUUACACUAUUUGAUUUUGUCCACAUAUUUAAAAAUAUAUAUCAUAACUGGUUGAAUUUGAAAAAUUUUGAGCACACAUUUCUGUAUCCAAAUUAUAAUAAUUUUGAUGUUCAAGAAAAAGCUUCAUUUGAAAAUAUUAGAAGCUUUUAUAAGAAUGAAAUAGAAAAAUUAACUAAGUUGGCUUACAAAUUAAAUGAUAAAACAUUAUAUCCCAAUAAUUUAGAAAGACAAAGUGUAGUUUUGGCAAAUAAUGUUUUCCAUGAAUCAAAUAGUGCAUGAUUGGGGAGUAUCAUACAUGUAAAAAACACUUUAAAUGGUACGCAUAAAAGAGAUGAUCACUCGUGUCCCAUCAUUCCAUUUCACGAUGAAAAUACUAAAUUUUUGAAGAAAUUUUUAAAUUGCUUGGAUGCGUGGCAUCAAAAUAUUCAAAACGUUGGACUCAGUAAAGAUACAUACAAUGCAUUGAAACAUAGUACAAGUGUUAUGAUUAAAAUUGUAGACUAUUCUUUUGAACACUUUCCAGUUGAGUAUGUACUUUGUGGGAAAUUUCAAACAGAUAAUUUGGAAAAGAGGUUUGGUAGAUAUCGAUAUCUAUCUGGAUGUAAUUAUCAUAUUUCUAUCAAUGAAAUUCUAGAAUCUGAAAAGAAAAUCAGACUUCAGAAUGUUUUGAAGACGUGCAACACAGAAUUUGAUUUAAAAGAGCUUCGCAAUUCUUCCUUAACAUCUGAGCAAGAUACAUUUUCAGUGGAUAUAUCAGACUUUCUUUUUAUUUUGGAAACUGAUUAUUUAAUUAGCUAUGAUGUUGAUGAAGCAGUAAAAAUAUACAUAUGCGGAUGUGGGCCAUUCUCUCAUAAAAAAAAAAUUAGUUGUACAAAAUGCCAGGAAAAACUAAUUAAGAGCAAAGGUGUAAUGUUGGAAUUAGAUUAUUUUGAUUAUUUACAAAGAGCAGGUCUUUGUAUUCCAGCUGAUGAGAUAGGAUAUAUCUAUCAUCAUGCCUGUGCCAUUUUUACUUAUAUAAUUGAUCAUGAAAAUACUUUGAAAAUGUUAUUUGCCCGAUUAGAUCAUAAAACUAUUUUAGGUACACUAAUUGUGGAAAGUUUAGAAUCAGAUGUAUUCAUUGACCUUAAGAUUAUUUGUGAAUGUGGUAUGCCCCAUAAGAAAAUAUAUACUGCUACAACAUUCAUUAUAUGUAAUAUUUUAUUAAAUAACUUUACAAAAAAUAAAAACAACUUGUGUCACAAAGAAAAAAGUGACAAGAAAAGAAAACUAUUAACUUUGACAUCCUAGCUUAUAAAUAAUUAAUAUUUGUAUGCAAUAAGCGAUUAGUUCUAGGUGAAAAACAUAUAAAAAUUGAUAAUUUUUCUAUUAAACCAUCACAA
Messenger RNA from Acanthoscelides obtectus, 3175 nucleotides. The record is from the annotation of a GenBank genome assembly. Lineage: Eukaryota; Metazoa; Arthropoda; Insecta; Coleoptera; Chrysomelidae.